Molecule: messenger RNA, 1815 nt
Organism: Cyclocybe aegerita
Lineage: Eukaryota; Fungi; Basidiomycota; Agaricomycetes; Agaricales; Hemipholiotaceae
Source: the annotation of a GenBank genome assembly
AUGCUGCUUUCCUUUGUGGAUGACAGGACCAUUCUGGCCCAAUCCAAACAACUUGAUGAUAACAAUGUGGGCCUGCGUAAGGCCUACAAAAUUAUCUACCUUCUCUUUGUUGCUUUCACACUCAUUCUUGAACAUGACAAGACUGAGCUGUUCCAUUUUUUGCAUCGACGAGAUGCCUACAAUCCCUCGCUGGACCUGGGGUACACCCCUCAUACCGGCGCUACACCUUUGAAGCCCAAGACCUACUGGAGGCACCUGGGCUUCUACUUUGACCAUGGGCUCAUGUUUCAUGAGCAUGUCCACUACUAUGCCACCAAGGCAUUUACCACUGUGCAGGCCAUGCGCAUGCUCGGAAACUCUACCAGAGGUCUCUCGCCUAAACAGUGCCACCUCUUAUAUAGAUCGUGUGUGGUUCCCAUUGCCACAUACAGUUAUCGUCUCUGGUAUUUCGACGGCGCCCAUAAUAAGGGUGCUUUCCACACCUCACCUACAGGUGGUCUUGAGGCCCUUGCUGGUCUCAUCCCCGUCCACCUUAUGCUGAAGAAGUUGGCAACAUGCGCAGUGUACCGUGUCACCACCCUCUCGGACACCCACCCUCUUCGCUCCAUGUUGGGCAAAGGACUCCUCAAGCGGGCCGUGCCUCAUGCCUGCUCAGCCGCCUUGAUGACCCCAGCUAUGCGAGGGAAGGUCAAGAGCACCGUCAUGGAGGUGGAUGAGCGUGUCCACACCUUAACUGAGAGCUUUGAGCCCUUUGCGCCUGAAGCUCGCCCAGGCGAUUGGUUACUGGACCACUAUGCGGACCGUCUCCACUUUGACAAGCGUGAUCCUACCCAGGAUAAGCGCCCAUAUCUUGACAAGCUCAUCAUGAAAGCGAGGGCCGACCCUUUAACAGUGCUGGCUGCAACUGAUGGCUCUGUCCCUCAGUCCAACCAGUAUCAGGCGACUUCGGCUGCCAUCAUCUACAAGGGACAUCGCGAGCUCGAAAGGACUUGUUAUGUCUCUGGCAGAGUUACCGCCCCAGAUGCGGAACUCAGCUCAAUGCCAUCUCAUGCAAACUGCCAGCAUAUUAUCGUCUUCACUGACUCUAUGGGCUCGGCCCAUAAAGCGGUAGACCCCUCCAUGCACUCUGGCCAGGCUUUCAGUCUCCUCUUCUUUGGUGGUCUAUCCCUUUGUUGGGCCCUCUAUGAAUCUUCAGGGAGCGCUCUCCAAGGGUGGUUCGAGGCGGAUGAUCUCCGCCGCAUCACCUUUGUCUAUGUUCCAUCUGCUUUGCGGUGGGAUAUCCAUGGUGAGGCACACAAGUAUGUCACCAAACUUAGGGUCAGGGUUGGACAUUGCAAGACGGACAACUCUAUAGACGUGCUUCACUCCAAAGCUGCGCGCUCAGUCCUAGACUUGUGGAGCUCCACUUUCCAGGAUCCAACUUACCAAGGCUCUGAAUUUUUAGAGCUUCAACAGCCUGACAGGCGGCCGCUACAGCCAUCGUACCUCAAUGAGGGACCUUGGCUUUCAACUUUCAGACACAGUAUCACUGAGUUCACCCGUGUCUGCCGGUGUAUAACUGGCCACAUGCCCAUUGGAGCAUAUUACCGUCACUUCAAGAUCAAUGAGCCUCAUGGCUGCACUUGCAGGGCUGCCUUGCAGUCCCAUCAGCACGUCCUCUUUCGCUGUCACGAUAGAUACUCUGUACACUAUCCCUGUUUUCUUGGGGAUAUUGCAUCAUUUAUGAAGUACAAAAGUACAACCCUACAGUGUGUGGCUUCAACCGAGACCCUUCGGGGGUCAGAUGAUCAUUGGUUCGGAGACCUGCACCUGUAA